This is a messenger RNA of Aspergillus welwitschiae, 1025 nucleotides long. RefSeq names its product ubiquitin-conjugating enzyme E2. Gene Ontology annotation, biological process: protein polyubiquitination; proteasome-mediated ubiquitin-dependent protein catabolic process. The coding region runs from base 308 to 781 and encodes 157 amino acids. Gene Ontology annotation, molecular function: ubiquitin conjugating enzyme activity. Gene Ontology annotation, cellular component: nucleus. NCBI's taxonomy places the organism in Eukaryota, Fungi, Ascomycota, Eurotiomycetes, Eurotiales, Aspergillaceae. The transcript is spliced from 4 exons. The record is from RefSeq and is a predicted model, not a curated record.
CCCCUCUUCUUCACCUUCCCCUCUUCGGUCUCUCUGCAUUCGGAUCUCUCUCGGGCAUUCACCUUUACUAGAUCUCUUUGCACUGUUACUCUCCAAUCCUUCACUGAGCUCGCCCCGUUCAAGAACUCAUCCGUCGUCUUGUCGAUCGCCCCGCCCUAAGUUGUAGACGUCAUACAUCUGUGCGCCUCUACGAUCUGACAAUUCCUCUCCCGACGAGGCUGGCCGACUAUCACCCACCAGAUCUUCCCUGGACAAUCUCCGAUCAACGAAGCUGUCACUUUCGCCUCGAAGAGGCGCUCUGCCCACCAUGUUCGCCGGCAAGCGCCUGAGCAAGGAGCUCUUAAAGAUGAAAGACCACCUUCCGCCCGGGAUCACAAUCGUCAAGUCCGAAAACCUCGAGGAAUGGCAAAUGGACAUUAAAGUCCUCGAUUCCAACCCGCUUUACCAGAAUGAGACCUACCGGCUCAAAUUCACCUUUAGCAACAAAUACCCUAUCGAACCUCCCGAAGUCCAAUUCAUCGAAUGCCCACCCACCUCCGACCACCCCCGUCCGAUCCCCAUCCACCCGCACAUCUACAGCAACGGCAUAAUAUGUCUCGAUCUCCUCAGCUCGGCAGGCUGGUCGCCCGUGCAGACGGUCGAGAGCGUCUGCAUGAGUAUUCAGAGCAUGUUGACGGCCAAUUCGCGCAAUGAGCGGCCUCCCGGUGAUAGUGAAUUUGUGUCGUAUAAUCGGAGGAGACCGAGGGAUAUCAAUUUCCAUUACGACGAUGAUAAUGUAUAGUUUUACUCGUGGAGGGGGGUGCUUCUAAUAUUUAUUUGAAAUUGGUCGUGGUGAUGGUUGCAUUAAUAUUGGCGCGUGAUCCUUUUUCUUAUUUUCUUUCUCAUCUUACAUAUUACUCAAAGUUCUUCUUUUGUCUCACUUUCUACUUGCUUGCUUGCUUGCUUGAUUCUUAUCAAGGUUACGGAGUUCACUGGAAUCCGGACGGAGCGUUGGUAUUAUGCAUUUCAUGCGUUUACGCAUGGGU